GGGAGAAGUACUGAUGCGGAGUUAUACGAGAAGUGAGGUAAUCUCCACGAAAGUGUCAACCAAAGCCAACUGGUCACAGUGACGGGAAUCGGAAGAGCUCUUAUUUUUUAUAUUCUCUGAGAGUCCCCAGGAGCAUUCCCACUGCCACCUCCCCAUCAUCAGCAGUGACAGAAGCACCCCCGCUCAUUGGCCAACGAGCUUUGUGUCUCUUUCUGUCUGUCUGUCACACCCACCUUGCUGCCAUGGCACCCACGCUGGCCACGGCCUUCGCCCGCCGGUGGUGGAUGGCGAUCACUGCCGUUGUGGAGAACCUGCUGUUCUCCGCCGUGCUCCUGGGCUGGGGCUCCCUGCUCAUCAUGCUGAAGUCUGAGGGCUUCUACUCCUACCUCUGCGAAGAGCCCGGGAACAGCUCGGUUCAGAACCACACCCAGCCGAAGCCUUCCGCAGUGACCGUGGAUCCGGACUACCAGGACUACUACGGUGAGGAGACGGAGGCCACGCCCGGCCACACCGACGAGGUCCUGCGCAUGAACGGCUGGCUCAUCUGCAAGGAGCAGGACGAGAUACUGAACCUGGCCUUCACCAUGGGCUCCUUCCUGCUCAGCGCCAUCACCCUGCCCCUGGGCAUCGUCAUGGACAAAUACGGGCCCCGCAUGCUCAGGCUGCUCGGGAGUGCCUGUUUUGGCCUCUCCUGCCUGUUGAUUGCCUAUGGAGCCAAUGACCCAGACAAUAUGUCUGUCCUCAUCUUCAUCGCUCUGGCCCUGAAUGGCUUCGGAGGCAUGUGCCUGACCUUCACAUCUCUGACGCUACCCAACAUGUUUGGUGACCUCCGGUCCACUUUCAUCGCUCUGAUGAUCGGUUCUUACGCCUCCUCCGCUGUCACCUUCCCUGGCGUCAAGGUGAUCUACGACCUUGGCGUGAGCUUCAUCACCAUCCUGGUCGUCUGGACAGGCGGUGCCGGCCUCGUCUUCAUCAACUGCUUCCUCAAUUGGCCAUUGGAGCCUUUCCCAGGACCCGAGGACAUGGACUACACUGUGAAGAUCAAGUUCAGCUGGCUGGGCUUUGACCACAAGAUCACCGGGAAGCAGUUCUACCGGCAGGUGACCACCGUGGGGCAGCGUCUGAGUUCGGGGAACUCCAUAAAGCACAAGGAGCUGACCUCACAGGACGGCAACAAGCUCUGCCUGUCCACCAUGGACCUGGAGCUCAAGUGCAAGACCGACGAGGAAUCUCCCUCCUUCAUGCAGAGUGCCCUAAGCCCUCUGUACCUGCUGUGUUUGCUCACCAUGUCCAUCACCCAGCUCCGCCUCAUCUUUUACAUGGGAGCCAUGAACAGCAUCCUGGAGUCCCUGUCAGACGGAGACCUCGACACAGUGGAGAAAAUGGAAGUGGUGAGUCUGUACUCCUCCAUCUUUGGAAUUCUGCAGCUCCUCUGUCUCAUGACCACCCCAGCGAUUGGCUGCAUCAUGGACUGGAAGCUGAAGGACUGUGAUGAUGGGGAAGCGAAUGAGAAGGAAGUCAAACCGGGUCAGCCACCGCCCAAGCGCAGAGACCGUCAGGUCCAGAAGGUCACCAACGCCACUCGGGCAUUUUUCCUCACCAACCUGCUGCUGGUGGGCUUUGGGGUCACCUGCCUGGUGCCCAACCUUCCCCUUCAGAUUCUGUCUUUCAUCCUGCACACGAUUGUUCGAGGGUUCCUCCACUCCGCCGCCGGCGGGCUGUAUGCUGCUGUGUACCCGUCCUCCCAGUUCGGCAGUCUGACAGGACUGCACUCCCUGGUCAGCGCCCUCUUUGCUCUACUGCAGCAGCCUCUCUUCAUGGCCAUGAUGGGCCCACUGAAGGGAGACCCACUCUGGGUGGAUGUGGGCCUGCUUGGGCUCAGUUUAUUUGGCUUCUGCCUGCCCCUCUACUUGAUCUGCUUCCGCAACCAGCUCGUCCGCAAGAGGCACCAGCAGGACGAGGAUGCCAAGAUCUACCUGAAGAUCAACGGCAGCAGCAGUCCAGAGGCCUUCAUAUAGAGAGGAGGAAAGAGAGGGGGGGAGAGAGAGAGGGAGGAGGAUGGGGGAGAGUAGCUCUAACUGUGACUUUAUGUCCUUUCUCAGAUUUUUUUAGCCUUAUUCAAUUGUAGAUGUACAUCACCUCUCGUAGAACAACACUACUGAGAAACAAAUGUGUUCACAUGCACACAUACUGACAUGAACACGUACACAUGCACACACACAUACACAUACGCUCACAUACAUGCACACACACACAUUCACACACAUGCACACACACAUACACGCACAUGUACACACUCGCACACGCACACACUCACACAGGAGCUCACACAGUCCCCAUAACGCAGUCUGCAUUUAUCCUGCUCAUCCUGAGAACUCAAAAAGUCACACUUACACACACUCAUACGCGCCACAUAUUCAUGCGCAGACACGCACACACACACACACACACACACACACACACACAUACCAGCCUGCCUGGCGUGAGGCAGCAGAAGGACUGAUAAUGCUGUUGUCAUGGAGACUGACACUUAAGAUGUGGGAUGGAGAGGAGAAGAGAGACUUUUUCUCUUCUCACCUCCGUGCAUUUCUUUGUCGGGCUGUUCCAUGCCACCAAGACUACUGAAGAACCAGCAGAGCAUUUCCUCAAAAGGCCUGAAAAGGAAAAACCAGAGAAUGCCUUCAAUUAUAUCCCUUUUUGAGGAUUCAGGAGUAUUCUUCACUGCCAGUGUUUUUAAAGGUCCAAUGUCUUUAUUUUCAUAGUUUUUUUUAUUUAUUUUUUUUGCUUCUUCUAGUUUGUAAUGCUCACUAGUGUUCACCAGCCACACACAACGCUGUGACCCCUGCUGUCAUUAUGGGAGACGGACUGGCAUGCGCUCUCCUCUGAAACUUGAGGUCAAGCCACUGCUUCUUAUCACACCGCAGUCCCAAAGCUGAAGAGGCAGGAGCGGGGGAAAGACGCUUAACGUGCAGCUUGAGCGAUCACACUGUGGGUGCCUGAUUGACCAGCAGGGGUCGCUGGUGAGCAACGAAUCACCAUCAUCUUGACCGACUGAAUCCCUCCCUACCCCCCCCGUGGACCACUGGCCCCCAGUCAGCACUGGCACCGUCCUGAUUUGAUACCAGGCUGCAUGGCUCCUCCACACACCGGAACAGUGCCUUAACAGGAUGAGCUACCUGGCAACCAUGUUUUUUCCUGCCAUUUUAACCCAAGAUAAAGAAGACUGAUGGAGAGACUGAACCGUCCUGUGAGGAUGAUCCUCAUUUCAAUGUCAUUUCACUCAAUGCUUACUAGCAUUUUUUUUUUUACUAGUGGUGAUCUGUUAAAGGGGUUUUCUAAAAUUAUUUAUUUUCAUGGUCACAAGUCACAUGGCACUCAUUUUGUCUCACAGAUUAGGUUAAAUGAAUCAAUGUGUAAUACAGUGGUUAUGUUUGGGGUUUUUUUUUUGAUGCCCCAAACAUAAAAAAACUAUCUUAUCACUUUUAAUGGUGCUAAAUAAUUGUAACAAUUAAAAAUAAUAAUGAAUUAGAUGUAGAUGAUGGUUUUUCUAAGGAGUUGAUGAAUGAGAUCCCCAGCCAUGGAGAUGGAGUGAGUUUGUGAGUCCUGAGUCCAACCAGCUGUCAGUUUAAACCAGUUUAAACUCACCAUGACACACAGGGGUGCCGUCCACCACCUCCUGACGGAGACCAAUUGGCCGCACACAUGCAGUAAAGUGCCAACUUGGUGCCUGCUUGUCAACCACUGUUGUGCCUGUUUGUAAAAUGCUGCCAGGCAGACAGCUGGCACCGGCUGCGGUGCAAUAGUUGCCUGGUUGCUGGGGAGAGAAGCCGUCCCGAAGGUGUGAACUGGUGAAUCCAGAUGAAGGCCUCACACACAAAGAUUUCAGGUAUGGCGUAACGUCUGGUUGGAGUGGCAAUUCCCUGUAAUAGCGUCCGUGUGUUCAGGCCACACGUACCCCCUUGCACGCACUGCCAGGUUCCCAUCCAGCCAGUGAAAGCACGAUGCCUAGCAGCUACCCGCUGGCAGCCCGCCGUUGGCGCAGCUGUGCCACCCCCAGUGUCUGACAAACGGGCACUAUGCGGUCUGUUAACGAGGCAGUCGCCAUGACGGUCCGCUGUUAAAAGAACAGACAAUGAUUACGGAGCGGACCUGCCACCAGAGCGCUGCUAUUGCACCGAUUUGCGAAACACUGGUGGACCAGAAGCUGGUGCUGCCAGUGGGCCGACAGGUACUGCUGGCUCAUACUCUUGCCGGGCAGUGUUCCAGCUCUAGCAUCUCUUCCUACACUUAAUUUGUGGAUAGGGAACGAGAAAGGGAUGGGGGGGGGGGGG
Anguilla anguilla (European eel) is the source of this 4331-nucleotide messenger RNA. RefSeq names its product solute carrier family 43 member 2b (gene slc43a2b). Gene Ontology annotation, molecular function: neutral L-amino acid transmembrane transporter activity; L-amino acid transmembrane transporter activity. Lineage: Eukaryota; Metazoa; Chordata; Actinopteri; Anguilliformes; Anguillidae. The record is from RefSeq and is a predicted model, not a curated record. The coding region runs from base 243 to 2018 and encodes 591 amino acids. Gene Ontology annotation, biological process: neutral amino acid transport; transmembrane transport. The transcript is spliced from 15 exons.